Molecule: messenger RNA, 648 nt
Organism: Thelazia callipaeda (thelaziosis nematode)
Lineage: Eukaryota; Metazoa; Nematoda; Chromadorea; Rhabditida; Thelaziidae
Source: the annotation of a GenBank genome assembly
UUGGCACCUGAAAUUUCGUACUUGCAGGGUAACUGUGGAAGUUGCUGGGCUUUCAGCACAGUUGCUGCACUUGAGGGACAACAGUUUCUUCGAACUGGUGCCUUAACUAGAUUAUCUGAACAAAAUAUCCUUGACUGCAGUGACGGUAAUUAUGGGUGCGAUGGUGGCCUCAUGAUGGAAGCAUUCGCAUAUGUGAUAGACAAUAAUGGUGUUGACACAGAAAAAUCAUAUCCAUAUCUCGGAUAUCAAGGAGUGUGCCGUUACUCAAAUUUGACCCGUGGGUCAAGUGCUUUUGGAAGAAGAAUGCUACCUUAUGGUGAUGAAAAUAUGAUGAAACUCGCCGUAGCGGUAGUUGGUCCAAUAUCAGUUGCUCUUGAUGCUGAUUAUAUUUUCGGUUACAGACGAGGUAUUUUUUCGAAAGGAAAUUGUCCGGAUGACAUUGAUCAUGGCGUCACUGCCAUUGGAUACGGUACAGAAGCAGUGAAACUGAAAAAUGGCACCACAAAAUUUAUUGAUUAUUGGCUCAUUAAAAAUAGCUGGGGUGAAAACUGGGGAGAAGAUGGUUAUCUGCGAAUCGUUCGGAACCAAAAUAUGUGUGGAAUAGCAAGCUAUUCAAGUUACCCCUUGGUGCAAAAGAUAAGAAUUUAA